Molecule: messenger RNA, 351 nt
Organism: Didymodactylos carnosus
Lineage: Eukaryota; Metazoa; Rotifera; Eurotatoria; Philodinida; Philodinidae
Source: the annotation of a GenBank genome assembly
AUGACCAAUGUCUUUUCCAAAAGUUGCUUUGAUGAUGUAAAUGAUAAUGGGAUAUAUGUGUGCGAUACAGGAAAUAGUCGUAUUCAAAAAUGGUUACCCAAUGCAAUUAAUGAAACAACUGUAGCAGGUGAAAAUGGAUGGGGAAGUGGAUUUAAUCAAUUAAAGGACCCAUCGUCAAUCAUUGUUGAUCCCAGUACAAGAAUCAUUUACAUAUCAGAUUACAAUAAUUAUCGUAUAGUGAAGUGGCUGCCAAAUGCCACGAUAGGCAGUCUAGUUGCUGGUGGUAAUAGUCCCAACAGCCAAGCAAAUCAGCUUUAUCUUCCAGCAGGUAUUCGAUUUGAUUCGAGAUGA